UUGCAUGGAUAUAAUGUGCAUGUACAUCAUAGCUUGUAAAGAGGAAGUUAGGACGAACAUGACUCCCAUCCAGCUCAUGACACGAAGGACAUAUGAUAGUAAAAGGCGUGUCCCUGGAGGAUUGGGUCUAGUAGCUGUCAUUUUGACUCCAGACUGAAACAACUCCUGCUGACAAUCUCUCUGGAGGUCUGUGAAGCAUCAAGUGUGGAAGCACACUCUCCAAUGAAGGAGAAAACAAGUCUUCAAAUGGGGCUGAUUCCUGGAGUACUGCUGCUGUACCUGUUCCUCGCCACAAAUGUUCUCCUUCCCAUAUGUGCACAUGACCGCCACUACUAUGAAGACUAUCUUGGAAAGAUCAGCCUCAGUGACGGCUUCUUAAAUAUCAAUGGCAAGCUAGUGUGCAACGAAGGAUUUUCUUUGCACGAUGCUGCUGUUGUGUGUCGGCAAUUAGGUAAACCCACUGCCCAUGUUUACAUCAUCUAUAAUGAGAAGGUGAAGGCGAAUGAGACCCUGAGAUCCCUCAGGGGACAUGGGUGCAGAGGAAACGAGACAAGACUGCAACAAUGCUACGUUGGCAUCAAAGCUGGAUGCAGACAGAAAGUACCUAUUUCUAUCACCUGUAAAAAAGAGCAGGCGAAAAUGUGUCAAAACACGAAUUUAACUCUGCUGCAAGGGAAAAGCAUUCGUGUGUACAGUGGGACGAGGGUGACUGCAACGUGUUUAGCACGCGGCUUGUACAUGCCCUCACAAUACUGGUAUAAAUGGACCCUGUCAACUAAUAAUUCCAUCGUGGGAUCGUCACCUUCCAUAUCGCUCCAAAUGAAUAAUACGUCCCCGGCCAAUAUGACGCUUACGUGUUCAGUGAAUAUCGGUCGUCAAGAAUGCCACGUGAAUAACUCUAUUGACAUACAGGUCUUCAGUGACCCAAAACCAUUGACAAAAGCCUUUAACUUGACAAUUGGCCAAAGUCUAAAUUUUAGCAAACUAUACUCCUGUAAUCCCAGUUGUAAUUGUACCUGGAGAAAGAUAGAAGGCGAUAGAGAGCUCGGGCCCGAGGCUUGUGAUGAAAUGAAGAUCCAGAACAUAUCGCAAAGUGGGUUGUACAUCGUCACUUGCACAAACUACCUAAAUGUAACGAUUGGUAAACCUCGAAAAGGGGUUUCAGUCGACGUAAUAAAAGUAAAAGUAUCAGAUAAACCAACAAUGAAGUGUCCAGAGGAACAAUAUGUCAUCUUAACAUCACAACCAUAUAAGAAACAUCACAACUUGUGCCAUUUCAAUGGCCAAUGGGAAAACAAAACCUGCACUUGGGACGGUUCGCAGUCAUGCGCAAAUUGCAGUAUCAAGAUUGAUGAACUCUACAACAGCGGUAACUAUACAUGUACAGCAGGCUACAAAGACCAGCCUAUGUCCACCCUCAACAUGACCACCCACAACAUGACAGUUCAUAUCCUGUCUGGAAACUCGACGGUUAGUGUGAUGGAAGGAUCGAGUAUCAACCUAAACCUCCCCAAAUGUUCUGAUACUAACUUCGCUUUCAAUAACUACACUUGGAAAAUCCUCAAAGAAGACGGGGAGGUGGAGGGAAAUUACUCGCAGCUGAACAGAGUUAACACGUCUGCUUACUACGUGGGUUUUUCGAGUGACAAGGCUUUGAUGCGGCUUGAAGUUUUAUAUGGACCUAAGGUUACUUGCGACGAGAAAGUUUUUGUUCCACUCGGCACCAGAGCAAGCCUGAAGUGUUCAGUUAAAGCCAAUCCCAUUAGUUCUUACAUCACCUGGAAACGAGGAAGUGAACUACUUCAAAACACAUCAUCCGAAACCUACGUCCUGAGUAAGACUGGAAUGCUGGACAGUGGAAGCUAUAUCUGCACUGCCUACAACACAAUGGUCGACUGCUACAAUGAAACACACGAGGGCAACGAUUCCUGCACAACAACUGUGGACGUGUAUGUUGAGGGGGACGAGCAAAAGGUUACAGUCGUUGCUAGCGUUUUGUCUCUUCUCUUGGUGUGCUUGAUGGGUGUUGUUGGUGUCCUCAGUGGUCUACUCUACAGGGCUCGCAGAGGAGAGCGGCGUAGAAACAAUCCGACGAAAAUGCUCCCACUGCUCACGAAACCAGAAUCAGUAAAAGAUGGUCCAGCAGCUGACAUCUACGAAAAUGCCUGAGGACCAAAUGGACAAAUAAGAGCCUUUAAACCUACUGUAUGUCUGACACAUACAUUGCCAUAGAGUCUAAAUAAGGGAGCAGGAUGCUUCUUUGCGACAAAUAAGCAGUUGAAGAGAGCACACUUGACUGUCUUUGGCGUGUGUGUGUGAUGGUUGCUAUCGGUGGGGCAGGCUACGGUCACCUUUUUGCGAACACAUGGUAUCAUCCCUAUUUGGUACUGUUUCAUUAACACAUGAUACAGUUGAAAUAGUUCGGCGGAACUUUAGUGGAGAUCUCUUCUCUUCCUCUUCUUCUUCUUAUUAUUAUUACGAUUUUGUCAAUUUUUAUUUCUUGGAAUGCACGCAUUUCAAAAGGACAAUUGUAUUUACAAAGGGUACCCAAUUUGACUGUACUCCCAUGGUGACUCCACGUCAGUCAUACAACUUAGAGCACACAUAGCAAAGGUUUCCUUAUUUUUUGUCAGAUAUUAAAAGAAAAUUAGAUGCUUUGAUUUUCCUGUGUUACCUGUCUGUCGAUUUGAGUAUAAAUGUUGGGAUUUUCUUAUUUAGUUGUAUCACAAUCAUGCCAAACGUAAUGGCAUGUUGCACCGUUUCCCCCUUCUCAAUGUACGUGUACUAUUUUUAUUGAUAAUGCAUGUUUAUUGUUCAUUUUAAGUGCCUUUUCCAAUAUGUAUGCAUAUUGUACAUCUGCAGCACCUUUUAUCUAAUUAUUUGGCUCUUACACAUACAGAUCGGUUGGUGGAUGGUGGAAGUCCUCAUAUGUUUUUUUUCUGUUAACUACGAAAGACAUUAAUUCUUGUUUCCUUAAUCACAGAGGUGUAGUACUACCAUCCUUUUCACUACUUUCUGUUGUCUUGUUUUUCAAUAAUGAUGGUCCGUUUGCUAUUUGUAUAAUGUCACGUUGAUCAAUAACAUGUGUCAAUGCAUGUAUUCGCAGUGAAGGUGAAUGUCCCAUCCCAUAGCUGUACCUGUCGGUUAUACCAGGAAAUAUAAAGUUUAAAGGUAUUCUGACAUUCUGACAACGUUUUACUUCACAAAAGACGAAGACAAUAUACGGAAUAAUAUCAAUGCAAACAUUGGAAUAUACCAGAACGAGUUCAAGAUCACGUCUAGUUUUUUUUUAAGUUGCAGGAUCACAUGACGUUGGUUUUGAUAUCUGUCCGAUUUAAGGUUGUACUGGAUCUCUUCCAUCAAAGAUGGGAGAGUAAUGCAUUAUUAUUUUGAAUACACAAGUAAACGUCUAAGUGGGCACACCAGAAACCUAUGAUUGUGGGUUCGAAUCCCGGUUCGCCCCAAGUAUGUUCCUAGGUUUGUCAGCACCAUACCCGUGCUCGUGGGUUCCACCGAUUUGGUAAACGUCUGAGACCUGCAUCAUUUUGGUCUUUCCUUCUACAUUAAGAUGACACGCCGCGAUAUAACUGGAAUACUGUUACAAGCGGCGUUAAACUCACUCUCCUGUGUAGGGAGAAUUGAAAAUAGUUCCCAUUCGGUGUCCUAUAUUUCGAGAGAAUAUUGUUUACUCGGUGAAUUUAGUUCAUCAAUACCAUAUCUUAAAUAAAUGAAAGUAACUAUGCAUUCAUAUAAGUAUAAGGACAGAGUAUACUUGAAACAUGACAUUCAAACGUUGACAUGUGAUCUUUCCUCAUAUGAUCAAGGGGCUGUCGGGUAGCCUAGUGGUUAAAGCGUUCGCUCGUCACGCCGAAGACCCGGGUUCGAUUCCCGACAUGGGUACAAUGUGUGAAGCCCAUUUCUGGUGUCCCCCGCCGUGAUAUUGCUGGAAUAUUGCUAAAAGCGGCGUAAAACCAUACUCACUCACUCACUCACUCACUCACUCACUCAUAUGAUCAAGAUGAGAUAAUAAUUUAGCUUUGCUUUUUGUAAAUUGUAUUCCUUUCCAUACAAUUCUUUACGUAUUUUUAUAUGAAUUCAAUUUGUCACCAUUAUUGUACUUUCAUUAAAAUUAGCAACAA
This is a messenger RNA of Haliotis rufescens (red abalone), 4139 nucleotides long. RefSeq lists its product as uncharacterized. Lineage: Eukaryota; Metazoa; Mollusca; Gastropoda; Lepetellida; Haliotidae. The transcript has 12 exons. The record is from RefSeq and is a predicted model, not a curated record. Gene Ontology annotation, cellular component: cell-cell junction; membrane. Gene Ontology annotation, biological process: cell-cell adhesion. The coding region runs from base 223 to 2169 and encodes 648 amino acids. Gene Ontology annotation, molecular function: cell adhesion molecule binding.